Molecule: messenger RNA, 1084 nt
Organism: Coccinella septempunctata (seven-spotted ladybird)
Lineage: Eukaryota; Metazoa; Arthropoda; Insecta; Coleoptera; Coccinellidae
Product: WD repeat-containing protein 91
Exons: 4
Coding region: 92-922 (276 amino acids)
Biological process (GO): early endosome to late endosome transport
Cellular component (GO): early endosome membrane; extrinsic component of endosome membrane; late endosome membrane
Molecular function (GO): protein binding; phosphatidylinositol 3-kinase regulator activity
Source: RefSeq, a predicted model, not a curated record
CAUGACGUUUUUUUCGAGGUUAGCUAAAAGUCAAAAAAAGUAAAUAUUUUUCGUUUGGACUUGGAAGUUCCAAAUUCUCCCUUGUAACGAAAUGGCCCAUGCUCAUUUUAUAGAAGAAAUGAUUAAGGAAUACCUGUUAUUCAGAGGUUUCGGCCAAACUCUGAAAGCCUUUGAUGCAGAACUGAAAACAGAUAAGGAAAAAAGCUUCAGAGUAGAUAAAAUAAUAGAGCAGUUACUGCAUUCAGUUUCUAAUUAUGAUUUAAACUCAUUGCGGGAACUUUGGGGGCAUCUGGAGACAAAUAUGUUCGCAAAACUCGAAACUCAGUUUAUGCCGGGAGUAAAAAAAUUAGAGAACGCAGUACUAAAGUUAUAUUUAGUGAACUGUAUAUCCAACAACAAAUCUGAUAAAGUAACAGAGUUCUUUUUGAAAAUGACUCCCGAACUACAAAACCAGAGUGAAUGGAAAGAUUGGUUCGUUCUCCCAUACUUGAAGAGUCCUGAGGAAAAUCCAACGUUUUCACUUCAUUUUACAAAGCAUUGGCAAGAUACAUUAGUUUUAUCGUUGCAUAAUUUUUUAGCCUCUAUUUUUCAAUACAUGCCCACUCCAACUAUCAUGAAUUUUGAAGAGGACGCUCAGAAGAUAUGUAGAUUAGAAGAAAGAAACGAGUCUUUAAAAAAUCGCUUAGCUUUACUGCUAGAUAAAGGUUCUGAAACUACAGUUACUCCAUGCCAAGUGGAACCACCUCCCCAUUUACUCGAUGAUUUUUAUAUCAUUGCUCAGGAAAAUAAUCUGAUCGAUAAUCAAGGCAAAAGCUUGAAAAAUCUUAUCAGGAGUAUGGGUACUGGUGCAAGCCCUAUUCUGGGAAGGAAAGAUAAUAGCUCAAAGAAAAAACCGGCUAGAAGUUUCAGAUCUGCCGAGUAGAUUUUAAUUUCAUGUAAUGUGGUGUAGCUGUUGUUCAAUUGUAUUUACAAAUAUUUUAUUAUGUGAUAAUUAUGCUUUAUGUAAUUUUAUAUUAUCUUACUUUUAUUAUUUCUGAAGAUCACAUAAGUGGUAGAUAUAUUAUUAAAGAUUUGUUUAGACCUA